Closterium sp. Naga37s-1 is the source of this 10737-nucleotide messenger RNA. The record is from the annotation of a GenBank genome assembly. Lineage: Eukaryota; Viridiplantae; Streptophyta; Zygnematophyceae; Desmidiales; Closteriaceae.
AUGGGCGCCUUUGCUCUCAUUGGCACGAUGGCCCUCGGCAUGCCGGAUGCAGAGAACCGCGUGGAACCGCACUGCACCGCGGUGUACACCCCGCCGCACGUCCUACCACGCGAAGCCACCCAGAAGAAGGGGCCUGUUCCGAUAGCAUGGAAGAUGGGAAAGAGUAUCGCACCCAUCAGGAUAGCGGGAGUGGAUGCGAGUGCAGUUGUGGUGGACCCUGAAAGGAGGCAGAUGUGGGUGUCGUUUAUGUCUGCAGCGGGCAAGGAGCUCAGUGCCACGGUAGUAGUCGUUCGCCUGCAGCUCUCGCUUUGCCCCCAGCGCAAGGCGCACACGUUCCGCGUGUUUCUGGAGCGGUUCAAAGCAGUGGGCAUGGAGGGGAACAGUCUGCUUCAGCCCACCGUGGCGCUCAACAGCCAGGGCGAGGGCAUCCUGGCAGCGUCGCUGGCAGGCCCCCGAGGCGAGGGCAUCCUGGCAGCAUCGCUGGCAGGCCCCAACUUCUACCCCUCGGCUGCCUACGCACGCAUCAACGGCAACACUGACGUGGGCAGGAUCGUCGUUGCCGGCCCGGGGAAAGCGCCUCUCAACGACUACCUCACGUACCGCUUCAACAUCCUUGUGCUGCUGUACGGGGACUUCAUGUCGGCCACGAUAGAUGAGGACGGCAAUGCGUGGGCGGCAGUGGACCUUCCGUUACGACUCUCGUUCGCCCCUUGCGUUUCUCUCACCUCCUCUCUCUCAAUUGUGUCACCUCCUUUCGCCUCGCCAUUCUACGUGCCUCCCGCCAUUCAACAUAUCCCCGCCUUCGUCCCCCCCCUUAUUUCGUCUCCCUCCCCCGUUCCCUUCCCUCCACUCUCUCUCCCUCCCUCCCUCCCUCCCUCCUUCCCUCCCUCCCUCCCUCCGUCCCUCCCUCGCUCCCUCCCUCGCUCUCCCUCCUUCCCUCCUUCCCGUCUCCCUUCCUCCCUCCCUCCUUCCCUCUCUCCCUUCCUCCCUCAAUCCCUCCCUCCCUCCCUCCCUCCCUCCCUCGCUCCCUCGCUCCUCCCUCCCUCCCUCCCUCCCUCCCUCCCUCCCUCCCUCCCUCCCUCCCUCCCUCCCUCCCUCCCUCCCUCCCUCCCUCCCUCCCUCCCUCCCUCCCACCCUCUCUCCCUGCCUCCCUCCCUCCCUCCCUCCCUCCCUCCCUCCCUCCCUCCCUCCCUCCCUCCCUCCCUCCCUCCCUCCCUCCCUCCCUCCCUCCCUCCCACCCUCUCUCCCUGCCUCCCUCCCUCCCUCCCUCCCUCCCUCCCUCCCUCCCUCCCUCCCUCCCUCCCUCCCUCCCACCCUCUCUCCCUCUCUCCCUCCCUCCCUCCCUCCCUCCCUCCCUCCCUCCCUCCCUCCCUCCCUCCCUCCCUCCGUCCCUCCCUCGCUCCCUCCCUCCCUCCCACCCUCUCUCCCUCCCUCCCUACCUCCCUCCCUCCCUCCCUCCCUCCCUCCCUCCCUCCCCCCCUCCCUCCCUCCCUCCCUCCCUCCCCCUCUCCCUCCCUCCCUCCCUCCCUCCCUCCCUCCCUCCCCCCCCUCCCUCCCUCCCCCUCUCUCCCUUCCCUUUCGCCUGGUCUCCUCCUGCCUCUCUGCCUCCACCCACCACACACCUCCGUUUCCGCCUCCUCAUCCCAGCACCGCCCGCCAACCGGCAUCGAAGUGCUCUUUGCACUCCGCCCCCCUUCUGCUGCUGCGCCUUCCUCUGCCGUUCCCCGUACUGCCCCUCCCUCCUCUGCCGUUCCUUCCUCUGAUUCCCCUCCCUCUGCUGCUGUUCCCUGCUCUGCCGUUCCUUCCUCUGAUUCCCCUCCCUCUGCUGCUGUUCCCUGCUCUGCCGUUCCUUCACCUGACGCUGCUCACUCCACUGCCGCUGAAAAGAGCUCGUUACAAGGACCCUCUGCUGCUCCCUCCGCUCCCCCUGCUAAGACCUCGUUAAAAGAACCCUCUGGUGCUCCCUCCUCUCUUCCUACUAAGACCUCGUUACAAGCACCCUCCCCUGCGCCUUCCACAGCCACUCCCACGGUUGCCUCCCCUGCUGCAGCCUCCACAGCCUCUCUCAAGAGCACGUUCAGAGAACCUUCUGCUGCUCCUCCCCCACCUGCUCCCCUCAAACGCCCGUUAAAAGAACCCUUUUCUACUAUCACCACAGCCUCUGGCAAGCCAGGCUGCUCCUCCGCCAGUGCUGUCACAGCUCCUCACAAGAGAGCAGAAGCAGUAGCCCCCACUGCUCCCCCCACUGCCCACUUGAAGACCUCGUUACAAGCACCCUCUGCUGCUCUCUCUACCGCACAAUUCAAGACCUCGUUAGAAGCACCCUUUGCUGCCCCCUCCACUGCUCCUGCUAAGAGUGCAUCAGGCGCCCUCUCUGUUUUCUCCACUGCUGCGCCCAAGUCCUUGUUUAGGAAAAUCCCUGCUGCUGCUUCCGGCCAAGCCCCGAUCAAGCAUUCUUCAAAAGCAUCCCUAGCUCCUCCCGCCACUGCUUCUGCAAAGUAUGCUUCAGAAGGGUGGCGGUCGAAAGCGGGCGGUGCAGGUGUGGGGAGGGGUGGUGGUGCGAGGGAGGCAGAGGAGGGUCCGUGGAGAGAGGGCGGCAGACUUGGAAAGGGUGCAGAAAGAGAAGGGAGUGGUGGGCAUGUGAAGAGUAGUGGGCUUGUGAGGAAUGCUGGGGUUGUGAGGAGUGGGAGCAAGGAAGGUAGAGGGUAUGGGAAGAGUGUGAAGGCUGGUGGCAGGGUAGGGGCAGGGAGAGGUGGAGUGGACGGUGCAGAUGCAGGGAGAGGUGGAGCGGACGGUGGAGAUGCAGCAGGGAUUGCAGGGAAGGUAGACAGGGGAGUGGCCAGAGCUGAUGGUGGGGGGUUAAGAGUGGGGGUUGAGUGGAGAGAGGGGGGCCAGCAGGUGAAGAGUGUGUGGGGCGUGGGGAAGGGGAAGGAAUCAAAGCCUGGUGGCAAGACAGGUGCUGGGUCAGUUGCAGGGAGUGUGGGGAAGCAAGGCACUGGAGUGGGAAUAGGUGGUGGUAAUGGUGGUGACGGGGGUCGAUUGGAGGGGAAGAGACAACAAGAGGGUGCUUGGCUGGCGAAGGGUGCUGGUGGGGCUUCAGGAAAGGUGAAGGGUGUGGGGCCGCCUGGGCAUGCUGUGAGAGUUGGAGGUGUAAGAAAGGAAAAUGUGGGGACAAGUGCAGUUCGCAGGGGGAUGGUCGCCGGUGGUGGCGAGCAGAGAAGAGAAAGAGAUGCGGUUACAGGAAGCAAAGGGGCACCAGUCACAGGAAAGGUGUUGGGAGGGAAGGGGGUUGGAGUGAGGGAACACGGAGUGAGGGAAUACGGAGGGGCGAAGAUGGCACCAACAACCAUAGGCUUCAAACUGGGAGGCAGAAAAUUGGGAGGGAGCAAGAUGGGAGGGAGCAAAGACGGGAUGAGGAUAGGAGCAGCAAGGGAGAUUGGUGCAAAGAGAAUGUGUGAAAGCAAGGUGGUAGAAAAAAAGGGUUACUCAAGACUGGUAAAAGUUGGAGCGUUGAGGGCAAAAGCAUUGGAGGGAAAGCGUGAGAAGGAGGGAGAUGAGGGAAGGGACAGAUGGAGGGAUGACUGGAGUGAGAGGAGAGAGGAUGAGAGAGGGAGGAGAGGGGAUGAGAGUGAGAAGAGGACAGACGAUGAAAGUGAGAAGAAGAGAGAGGAUGAGGGUGAGAAGAGAGAGGAUGAGAGUGAGAAGAAGAGAGAGGAUGAGAGUGGGAAGAGAGAUGAUGAGCGUGAGAAGAGGAGAGAUGACGAGAGUGAGAAGUGGAGAGAGGAUAAGAGUGAGAAGAGGAGAGAGAAUGAGAGUGAGAAGAGGAGAGAGGAUGAGAGCGAGAAGAGAGAGGAUGAGGGUGAGAAGAGGAGAGAGGAUGGAAGUGAGAAGAGGAGGGAGUAUGAGAGUGCAAAGAGGAGAGAGGAUGAGAGUGAGAAGAGGAGAGAGGUCGAGAGUGAGAAGACGAGAGAGGUCAAGGGUGACAAGAGGAGAGAGGAUGAGAGUGCGAAACGAAGACAGGAUGAGAGUGAGGAAGUGAGGGAUGGCCGGAGGGGGGAAGAGUGGGAUGCUACCAGCAGGGAUGUGGAGAGGACGAAAGGGAGAGACAAUGCUAGACAGCAGCUGUUGGAGCGUGGAGGGGAAGGUAGUAUUGAUAUCAGGCAGCAGUUCUGGGGAACGAAUUGGAGUACUGAGGAGGAGGGAUGGGGGAUUGAUGAGGAGGACUGGAAUGAGGAGGAGGAGGGGAAAGAGGAGGACAAGCAGGAGAAGGGGGGGGAGCAAGAGGAGGAGGAGGAGGAGGAGGAGGAGGAGGAGGAGGAGGAGGAGGAGGAGGAGGAGGAGGAGGAGGAGGAAGAGGAGGGGAAGGGGGAGAAGCAGGGGCUAGGGGAGAAAGAGGAGGGAGAGGAAGAGAAGGGCAAGGUACAUGAAAGAAGGGAAAUGACUCUGGGGAUGGAAAUAGGAAGCGAGUUUUGUGAUGCAAUCAGUGGGAGGCUCGGAGGAGCUAGGCAGGUAUUCACUGGUGUUGAGGAGGAAGGUGGCAGUGCUGUGACUCUGAGAGAUAGUGCAGCCGCUCACAGCACGGCCAUCCUCGCUCCUCCUCCUCCCUCUGCUGAAGUGCUGAUGAUGAGAGCGGAUGAUGCAGGAGAAGGGGAAGAUGAUAAGUCUGUGCAGCUCACAACUGAAGGUAGUGAUUCAGGAGUGUGGAUGAUGGUUGAUGAAGUGACGGAGGAGGUUUCUCGAAAGGACCAGGAGCAAGAGGAUGGAGGGGUGAAGGGAGAGAAGAAGGAAGGGAUAGAGGAAAAGGCAAAGGGAGAAGUAGAGGAAGGGGAGGAGAAGGUGAAAGGAGGGGAAGAGGAGGAGAGAAGGGAAGAGCAAGAGGAGAGGAGAAGGGAAGAGCAAGAGGAGAAGAGAAAGGAAGAGCAAGAGGAGAGAAGGGAAGAGCAAGAGAGGAGAAAUGAAGAGCAAGAGGAGAGGAGAAGGGAAGAGCAAGAGGAGAGGAGAAGGAAAGAGGAGAGGAGAAGGGAAGAGCAAGAGGAGAGGAGAAGGGGAGAGCAAGAGGAGAGGAGAAGGGGAGAGCAAGAGGAGAGCAGAAGGAAAGAGCAAGAGGUCAGGAGAAGGGAAGAGGAAGAGGAGAGGAGAAGGGAAGAGCAAGGAGAGAGGAGAAGGGAAGAAGAGAAGAAAAGGGAAGAGGAAGAGCAAGAGAGGAGGGAAGAGGAGAAACGAAGGGAAGAGGAAGAGGAAGAGGAAGAUGAGAAAAGGAGGGAAGUGGGAGACGAGGAAGGAAGAAAUGAGGGAGAGGAGAAACGAAGGGAAGGGGAAGAGCAGCAAAGGAGGGGAGAGGGAGAGGAGAGCAGCGAAGAAGAGGAGGAGGAGCAGCAAUGGCAGCCCCUGACCGAUGGGCGAAAGGCAGAGCCAAGCAGUAUUGGAGGGGGGGCUGAGGAGCAACAUACCUUGGACAUGAUGGGUGGCGGCUUCCGGACAUGUACAAGAGCUGGGAAAGAGCAGUCAGGGAGUGGGAGUGAUGAGGCGUGUGCGAAGCUGGGUCUGUCAGAGGAGGCGUUUGAGGCGUGCAGGACCUCUCUGGACUUGCACCCUUCUGCCGCUGCUCACUAUGCUGCUCCUGCUGCCGCAGCUGCUGCUGAUGGUGAUGGUGCUGCUGCUGCUGCGGCUGCUGCUGUUGGUGUUGCUGUUGAUGAUGAUGAUGAUGAUGAUGAUGAUGAUGAUGAUGAUGAUGAUGAUGAUGAUGAUGAUGAUGAUGAUGAUGAUGAUGAUGAUGAUGAUGAUGAUGAUGAUGAUGAUGAUGAUGAUGAUGAUGAUGGUGUUUCUGGUGAUGUGGAUGCUGCCUGUGCACGUGCUGCUGGGGGGGUGGUCCACGCUGAUGGUUCUGAUCUCGAUAACAUGCCAGGAGGCUUGAGGGAAGCAAGGGAGGAGGGCGGGGUAGGAGCGCCACAGGGGCCAAAGACCAUGCGGCAUGAUGCCGAGGCACUGCGAUGCGAUGUGUGCUUCCAACCAGGAGAGACACCCUACAACCCUAGGCGUGUGGCAGCCACAAGUCCCCGCAGUCACCAGCAUGCGACAUGCUUCUCUCUUACACCUGACCCUCUCCCCCCGUUCACCCUCUCCCCAAACAUUCACACUCUCUCUCCCCUCCCCCCAUCAGUUCCUCUGCUGCUCUCUCUGCGCCACAGCCGUCCACCAGCUCUGCUACGGCGUCGUGCGCCUUCCUCCCCUCUGGGCUGCCGUUUGAGUCAUUUUUCACCUAUUUUUCCCGCCAAUCCGCCCCCUCACCGCUAUCCACCUCUCUCCACCCAUCCACCCUCUCCCUCCCCCCCCUCCUCCCAUCAGUUCCUCUGCUGCUCCCUCUGUGCCACAGCUGUCCACCAGCUCUGCUACGGCGCAGUGGGCCUUCCCCCCCUUUGGGCUGCGCGCUCCCUCCUUCCCCCCUCCCUGCACGCACCCCUGCCCCCGCUGCUCCCACUGGCUAGCGAGGGGAAGGUAGAAGGGGAAGGGUUGGGCGGGGAGUCAGAUCAGAGCAGGCAUGGUGGUGGUGGUGGUGGUGGUGGUGGUGGUGCUGCUGCUGCUGGUCAGGGCGUGUAUGCUGGUGAAGGGGGAGGUAUGCAGCUGAGCAAGCAGGCAGCGGCGAGGCGGUUCAAGUGGCGCUGUGGUUCAAGUCAAGUGGCGCUGUGUGCCGUGCCAUCUCUACGCCCGAGCAUGCAGCAGCAGUGGUGCUGCCAGUACCUCUUCCCAGCCGCCUCCACUUACGUGAGUAUAGCAUGCAGCACUGCUGCUAGGAAUGCUCCUCCCACGUCCCUGCACCACAUGGCCCUGCACGUGACUCUCCUCCCACCGCCCUUCACCUAUAUACAGCCACACCCACCAAAACGUCACCUCCAUUCACGUGACUCCCCUCCUCUCUUCUUUCCUGCUUUGCGAUUCCGACUGCUUGCCGCCUCCAUCCUGCCCCUCCCCAGCUGUGCCUUGUGCCGCGUAACCGGAGGAGGUGCGUUCAAGCCGUGCCUGGAUGGUCCUCUGCCAGCCGAUGCCGAGAGGCAUGGAGAGUGUGGGGGGCGGGGGGAGGGUGUGGGGCUGGCAGAAGAGCAGUUGACGGUAGCAGAGGGGCGAGUGGGAAGAGCAGAGGGGGCAGGGAUCAGAGCAGAAACUGGUGGAGAGCUGGGUGGUGAAAAGAAGGGGGAUCGGGCCUUGCUGAGGAAGCGAGCAGAGAGCAGGCAGCAACGGAAGGGGAGAGAGGGGCAAGAGCGACUGGGACACGUUUCCAGGAAGGAUGCGGGACGGGAUGGGAAAGAGAGUGAACGGGGAGGCAUCGAAUCAGUCCGUGAUGGUGGCAAAGUUGAGGGGAAAUUGCGGAUGGGGCAGGGGAAUGGCAGGCACAGGCAAGAGUGGCAAGGCAGGGUGGGCAAGAAGAGAGAGGGCAGCAGCUGGCAAGAAGUGGGCAGAGGAAUGAAAGGAGAGCGUGAGAUGAAGGCAGUGGGUGCUGCUGGUCCUGUCGCGCUGAAAGAGGACGGGGGUGAGGUGAAGGAGGGAGCUCAGCACAGGGCGCUACAGAGGGAGCAUGGCAGCGGUGGGAGGGGUGUGGCAGGGGAGGUGAAUAGAAUCUGCAGUGCAAGUGGUAGCGGCGGGGGCCGGGGGAAAUGUGACCCGAGCAGGGGUCAAGAUGACAAGGCCAUGUAUCGACAAGUCAGUGACGCGUGUCAAGAGGGCAACACGAGGCUUCAAGGAGACAUAAACGUGCCUCUUUCAUCGAGAGAUAUGCCACUUGUGUCGAAGCGCACGCUAGCUGCAUCAAAAGACAUGCCGCCUGCGUUGAGGCAUGUGCUCUGGGUGCAUGUGACAUGCGCCCUCUUUGACUGCCAUGUGUUCUUCGGCAGUGCUGAGUCGCUUCAACCCAUCAUGGGCGUGGCAACUUCUGCAAAGAAGAGGGCUGAAAGCAGACAACAUUUGGCAGCAGCAGCGGCGGCAGGAGGUGUUACAGCAGCAGCAGUGGAGCGCUGUGCAUUCUGCCAUCAACCCGACGGCCCUCUCGACCUGAUCCCGUGUGCCUACCCUCUCUGCUCCACCCGCUUUCACGUCCGCUGCGGCCUGAUGCAUGGCUGCUCCACUAUUGUCCGAGAGACCGACUUGUACCAGAGGCAGGUGACGGCCUUCUGUGCCUCACAUGCUGCAGGUGUUGAGGGUGGCGAGGAGGAGGCAGCUGCUCCGACACAAGGGCCUGCCACACAUGGGACUGCCGGCCGUGUGGCAGUGCCAUCUUUGGACAAAGGCCGUGGUGGGACCGAGGUGGAGAGGAAGCCGAGGCAUGCAGACGGAGAGAAGGAAAACGUGGGCCCAGUUAAAGCGGCUGUGGAUGAGAUGGCUCAGGAGUGGGAGUCGGGGUUUCAGGGGGAGCACAUGGGGGCGGUGAGGGAGCAUCUGGGGGCGGUGAGGGAGCAUUGGAGGAAGCGAAGGGAGGCGAAUGGAGGCAUGCCGUCACUGCUUCACCUCGCGCAUGUGAGUGGCGGCCCUAUGCCAUGCUUGCGAAUGGAUGCAAUGUGUUGUGCCUUUGCGAAUCGCCACGGUGCCACCAUGCACCUUUUGGCUCGCAUUGCACAGAAGGGUCACCUCACCCGCUCUCUUGAGGCGCCUCAAAAGUCACAUGCCAUGCUUGUGAAUGGAUGCAUCGUGCCGUGCCUUUGUGAAUCGUCACCAUGCGCCAUCAGGCUCGCAUGGCACACAAGGGUCACCUCACCCGCUCUCCUUGAGGAUCCCUCUCCAAUUCCUUCCCUCUUCGUUUUCUUCCCUCUUCGUUUUCUUCCCUCUUCGUUUUCUUCCCUCUUCGUUUUCUUCCCUCUUCGUUUUCUUCCCUCUCCGUUUUCUUCCCUCUUCGUUUUCUUCCCUCUUCGUUUUCUUCCCUCUUCGUUUUCUUCCCUCUCCGUUUUCUUCCCUCCCCCUCUGCUUGCUUGCCCAUCAGGCCCGAAUGCACCAGCUAGAGGCCGCUCAGCUCACACCAACAACUCCCCUCCACGAAAAGAAAGUCUCUCCUUCCUCCAACCUCCCCAGGACCCGUGGGAGAUGCAGCAGGUGCAGGAGACAGAGGAACAUGACGGGAGGAAGAAGGAGAAUGGUAAGGGGAGAGCAGGAGUGGUGAGAGAGGUUCGAGAUGAUAUAAAAAGAGGGAGUGGUGAGAGGACGAGAGAGGGUGCUGGGAUGAGGGAGCAGCGAAUCGCAGUGAAGGAGGAGUGUGAAGCCAAGCCUCUCGCAUCACCACCACCACCUCCACCUGCCUCAGCAGCAACGUCUAUUGCUGCAGCAGCAGCGACAGCAACAGCAGCAGCAGCAGCAGCAGCAGCAACAGCAGCUACGGCAGCAGCAGCAGCAGCGUGUGGUACUGAUGGGAACAAAUCUGCAUGUGUGUGGUGCGCGGGCCACGGCGCAGCAGUGCAGUGCUUCCUCUGUGCCCUCCGCUUCUGCUACCAGUGCUUUAAGCGCCGCAAGGGCUACGGCGUCAAGGGGUGGACCACGGCCCUGCGCCAGCCCUCGUACACGUGCCGUGGGUGCCUUGGGGAGGAGGCACGUGCGGAUAUGAGCGUGCAUGGGGGUGCGGGCAUGGGUAUGCCUAGGGAUGCGGAUGUGCAUGGGGGUGUGGGUGUGGUUGCAUGUGUCACAGGGCAGACAGGUGCUGGUGGUCAUGCGGGUAUGGGUGUGCGGUAUAGGGACGAAGGGAGGGUUGGGAGUGAGGGGAGAGGGGGGGCAUUGGUGGGAGUUGAUGGGGGAAGUGUGGAGGGAGGUGUGGAAGGAGGUGUGGAGGGAGGUGUGGAGGGGGGUGGGAGGCAGAAGAGGUUGCAGGAGGUGAUGUGGGGAGAAGGGGGCGGUGAGGAGGUGGUUGAAAACGGUGGCAAGGUGGUUGAAAACGGUGGCAAGGUGGUUGGGGAAGGGCGUGUGAAGCGAGGGAGGAGGCAAGUCGAGGAGGAAGAGAAGGAGGGAGAAGAGGAGCAGGAGGGAGAAGAGGAGAGAGAGGAGGAGGAGGAGGAGGAUGAGGAGGAAGAAGAGGAGGAAGAGGAGGAGGAGAGGCGGGAUGUGCCAUGCAGUGAGGAGGAAGAAUCAGAAGGGGUGAGAUUUGGAGCAAGGAGCAGGGGGAGAGGUGGAAAGGUUGGGCGCAGGGGAAGGGACGUGUGGGAAGUGAGUGAGGGGUUGGUUGAGAGGAGUGAGUGUGACGAGGAGGAGGAGGAGGAGGAGGAGGAGGAGGAGGAGGAGGAGGAGGAGGAGGAGGAGGAGGAGGAGGAGGAAGUGUGGGGGCGAGUCCAAAAUAACAGUGAGUGUGGGGGGCCAGAGGAGGAAGGGCAGGAGGGCAGUGGCGGGGAGGAGGAAGGAUUUGUGCUGGAGGGUAACUGGGUGCAUGUGGUGGUAAAAGGGGAGAAGGCUGAGCGAUUGCGGUUGCAAGAGAUAGUGCAUGUGUGUGUGGUGAGCAGGGAUGAGUUGAAUGCGGUGAACAGUGAGAGUGUAGAUUUUGAGAUGGAGGGUCAGGAGAGAGUGGGAACAGAUGGUGUUAAGUGGGAAGGAGAGGGGGAGGAAGAGAAGGAGGAGGAGGAGGAGGAGGAGGAGGAGGAGGAGGAGGAGGAGGAGGAGGAGGAGGAGGAGGAGGAGGAGGAGGAGGAGGAGGGAAGGGAGGAGGAGAUUAUUAGUGACGAGGGAGAGAGGGCCGCAGUGCGGGGCUUUGGGGAACAGGAAGCGGGAGCAAUGUGA